UCGCUGUCGCUCGUCAGCUCUAGUGGAAUCAAUAAAAGUAACAAGCAGGACGCGGCUCUAAUACGGCGGAAUUUCACAAAAAUGUCACAGCAAGCGAAAGUGGACACACAGAAUGGUCUGAAUGGCGCCUCUGCCAACAAAUCGAACGGCACUGUGCAGCAACUGGGAACCAGCAGCAACCUGGAACUAACUGUUCCUCACACUAGAACGCGGCACGUGUCGGGCGGAGUUGAGGAAAUCGUCGAUCCCUUUUGCGAUUCGAAGAAUCCGAAACGCAUUUCAUUCCAUGAUGUAACAUCAGCUGCCUUUUUAAUUAAGGGUGGCGUGGAGCGCACACCCUGUCCAAGAUCCACAUCGUCAGAGUCCUAUGGGAUGGAUCUAUAUUUAAAGAAGGACUUCCUACAAUAUACGGGCAGCUUUAAGGAACGCGGUGCAAGAUAUGCACUUCUCAGUCUUACGGACGAGCAGAAACUCAAGGGAGUGAUCAGCGCCUCGUUGGGAAAUCAUGCUCUGGCUCUCUGUUACCACGGCUGGAAAUUGGCAAUACCUGUUACCGUGGUCAUGCCAAAGGCAGCGCCCAUUAUGAAAGUACAGAAGUGUCGCAAUUACAAGGCCCGCGUGAUUGUUGAGGGUCAGGACAUGGGGGAGGCCAAGUCGCUAGCCAUGCGCAUGUCGCGGGAGGAGCAGCUGCUCUAUAUCAAUGGCUACGAUCAUCCGCACAUCAUGGCCGGUCAAGGUACAAUUGGCCUAGAAAUACUGGAGCAGGUGCCAGAGCCGGAUGUAGUUGUGGUGCCAGUUGGUGGCGGCGGCCUCAUCGCAGGCAUUGCCACAGCUGUGAAGGCGCUCUCGCCCAAGACCAAAAUAAUUGGCGUAGAAUCGGAAAAGUGCGCCAGCUUUUCAAAAGCUAUGGAGAACAAAGGUCCUAUCAGUACGCCCAUUAAGAACACGCUAGCCGAUGGCUUGGCCGUACCCAAGGUUGGGGUCAAUGCGUAUGCCACAGCUCUACCGUUAAUCGAUCGUAUGGUUGUGGUGAAGGAGGAGUGGAUAGCCGUGGCCAUCUUACGUCUGGUUGAGGAGGAGAAGUGUGUGGUUGAAGGCGCUGGGGGUGCUGGACUGGCUGCCAUACUGGCUGGCCAUUUGGACGAUCUCAAGGGCAAGAGGGUUGUGGUGCUGCUCUGCGGAGGCAAUAUAGACACAACCGUCUUUGGUCGUUGCUUAGAGCGCGGACUGGCAGCUGAGGGUCGCUUGGUCAAGUUCAAUGUGGAGGUCAGUGAUCGUCCGGGCGGCAUAAAUGAUCUUUGCUCUCGGCUGGUGCGCUUGGGUGUCUCCAUCAAGGACAUCAUGCAUGAACGGGCCUGGCUGCGAGACAUUUACACGGUGGAGGUGAAAGUGGUCUGCGAGACGAGAGACUGGGAGCACAGUCUAGAGCUGAAGAACGAGCUCAAGAAAUAUUAUUCCAAGGUCCAGUUCUCCGAUGUUCCGCUGGCAAUUAACGAAAAGGCUUAAAUAUGUAUAUAAUUUACGGUUCUUUUUAUAUAUUCGUGUAUGCACUAAAU
Messenger RNA from Drosophila hydei, 1556 nucleotides. RefSeq names its product L-threonine ammonia-lyase. The record is from RefSeq and is a predicted model, not a curated record. Lineage: Eukaryota; Metazoa; Arthropoda; Insecta; Diptera; Drosophilidae. Bases 82 to 1506 code for a protein of 474 amino acids. The transcript is spliced from 5 exons. Gene Ontology annotation, biological process: L-serine catabolic process; L-threonine catabolic process. Gene Ontology annotation, molecular function: L-serine ammonia-lyase activity; threonine deaminase activity.